Molecule: messenger RNA, 738 nt
Organism: Sclerotinia sclerotiorum 1980 UF-70
Lineage: Eukaryota; Fungi; Ascomycota; Leotiomycetes; Helotiales; Sclerotiniaceae
Exons: 4
Coding region: 1-738 (245 amino acids)
Source: RefSeq, a predicted model, not a curated record
AUGCCACAUGUCCUUUUGUUUUUCUCUGUGAUUUUGGGGAAGUGUAGCCAGGGGCUUCUCCAAUUGAUUGUCGUUCUGGUGCCGGAUAUGUUGCAACCUGUUGGGCGGCGUAAAGAGGGUGAGUGUGUUGAUGAUGCGUCAUUUGUGCCCGAGGUUGCUGAUAUUGAUAUUGCGCCGACAUAUCUUCCAUCUGGUAUUGAGGGUAUGAAAGUUGGGGUUCUGGUUGAUAAUUCCUCAGAGGAACGCCUCUCAUUUGAUCGAAAUGCGCUUGUUGAGGGAGGCGCCCAUCUCGGAAGACAUUUCCCGUUGACGCAUAGCUUCCAUGACUACGAUCGCUGGAAUCCAGGUUGUGUCUACCGGGAAGUGGAGGAGACCCUGACAUGGGCGGAGAGGGGUAUGCCCAAGACUGAGCUCCGUCGGGUACCGCUCUGGCCCAACUCAGAUCAAGAGAAAAGCGAGCCAGGUCUGAUUUUCCUCGCCGUUCACCGAGCGAGAUAUCUGAAUGAUCGACUUGUGAGGUUGCAAAUCCUUAAGAAGGUCAAGGCCGCUUUGAUAACAGCAAGCUCCUUCUUUAAGAUUCCUCGUCCCGAAUUAUGCACGAAGAGCGUUGUCGGAACAAUAAUGAAGGCCGCUAUUCUUGAGAAUGGCAUGCACCGAACAAUCUGUGUUGGUGUGCAACUCCCGUGGGAAAUGUUGAAAAGGCUUGAUGAGCUUUCCGAGAGGAGGUACAAGGUGUGA